Messenger RNA from Penicillium bovifimosum, 2907 nucleotides. RefSeq lists its product as uncharacterized. The record is from RefSeq and is a predicted model, not a curated record. The transcript is spliced from 4 exons. Lineage: Eukaryota; Fungi; Ascomycota; Eurotiomycetes; Eurotiales; Aspergillaceae. Gene Ontology annotation, biological process: IMP salvage; AMP metabolic process. Bases 1 to 2907 code for a protein of 968 amino acids. Gene Ontology annotation, molecular function: AMP deaminase activity. Gene Ontology annotation, cellular component: cytosol.
AUGGGACCCCCUCAAGCCGACCUCAGUUCCAAUCGGAAUGCCAACGCAUCUGCCGAUUCCAAUGAAUCAGUCAUUUCACCUUCGGGUCACAACGGUUUCGUGGAUUCUCCUCUAGAUGAAAAGCCCAAUGUGCUAGACCAGCCUACAGAAGAUAUUUUACCCAGAGAUCGACAACAGAAGACUGCCACGUAUGAUUACGCCUAUGAGAAGUCCAUGAGUCACGCCGAGUCAAGACUCUUCUAUCAACAUCAUCAGCUGGCCGCACGGAACGACAAUACCUUGCCUUCGAGUCCUGUGGCCCCAACUCGUCCAUCAAUUGACACCCACUCCGACGAAUCACUGGUCGACGUACCGGAUUCGAUGAUUGCUCAAAGUCGAAUCUCACACGAAGGGUCUAUGGUCGUAGAGUCCGAUUCCUCAACACUACAUCUGCAGUCGGUCGAUGGUCCUGACAACGACCACAGUGCCUACUACCUUGGAGAUCAUGAAGAUGAGGCGAAUGAAUCUGCUCGGAACCAGGCAGUACAUCUGAACUCUGUGCAUGGGCAGGGACCACACUCGGCGGUGCCGGGAAGUCUGCUGGGCGCCGGUGUGGGGAUCAAAGGGCCUCAGGUUGCCAGUGGAUUCGCAUCUAGCAGUGAUGCUGUGACGUCUGAGUUAAACGCUAUCUACGGCAAAAUCAAACAUCUGCUUGAUCGGCGAGCCCACUACAUGGACCUCUCUUUACAGGGACCCGGAGAUGAUCCCAAGAACCAACCGGACUGGAAGAUCUAUCCGCCCCCUCCGGAACCAGCUUGGGAUGAUGGCAAGGAGUAUCAACCUGGCAAUGCCAGUGGUCCAUCUGACCUUGGAGGAAAGAAGAGGAAGAUGGGUCAAGACAUUGGCGAGGAUUUUGACAUGGAAGAAUUGCUCCCCCUGCCCGAGGAAUCGACCUGGACGUAUCGACUGGAUGGUAACAGCGUGUACCAGGUAUUCGAGUCCGAGGCCGCUGCUGAUGAGCAAAAGCCCAUCGUCCAGAUUCCCUCUUUGCGCGAUUUCUAUAUGGAUCUUGAUGCCGUCGUGGAUGUGUCGACCGAUGGACCUGCUAAGAGCUUUGCAUUCAAGCGGCUUUCGUAUUUGGAGGGCAAGUUCCAACUGUAUGCGCUACUCAAUGAAUAUCAGGAGAUGGCGGACAGCAAGAAGGUUCCCCACAGGGACUUCUAUAACGUGCGGAAAGUGGAUACCCACGUUCAUCAUUCCGCUUGCAUGAAUCAGAAGCACCUUCUUCGCUUCAUCAAGAGCAAAAUGAGAAAGUCCCCGGAUGAAGUCGUCCUUUUCCGAGAUGGAAAACAUUUGACCUUGAGAGAGGUUUUUGAGAGUAUCAAUUUGACUGCUUAUGACCUGAGUAUCGAUACAUUGGAUAUGCACGCACAUACUGACUCUUUCCACCGAUUCGACAAAUUCAAUUUGAAGUAUAAUCCAGUCGGGGAAUCUCGGCUGCGUGAAAUCUUCCUCAAGACAGACAACUACAUCAAAGGUCGUUACCUGGCAGAGAUUACCAAGGAAGUGAUCUCGGAUUUAGAAUCCAGCAAAUACCAGAUGGUUGAAUGGCGCAUCUCGAUAUACGGUCGUUCCAUCCAAGAAUGGGACAAGCUUGCGGCCUGGGUGGUGGACAAUAAGCUGUUCUCGCCCAAUGUUCGCUGGCUUAUUCAAGUCCCGCGACUCUAUGAUGUGUACAAAUCAAGCGGCAUGAUGGAGAACUUUGAGCAGGUGAUCACCAAUGUCUUCCAGCCCUUGUUUGAAGUGACUAAAGACCCUUCGAGUCACCCGAAACUCCAUAUCUUCCUCCAGCGAGUGGUUGGGUUUGACAGUGUGGAUGACGAGAGCAAGCCCGAGCGCCGGCUGUAUAGGAAAUAUCCUAUCCCCCGAGAAUGGAACACCAAACAGAAUCCGCCUUACACAUACUGGUUAUACUUCAUGUUUGCCAACAUCGCUUCCCUGAACAAUUGGCGGAAAUGCCGAGGAUUCAACACUUUUGUUCUUCGGCCUCAUUGUGGAGAAGCAGGCGACCCGGAUCAUCUGGCUGUCGGCUUCCUUUGUUGCCACAGCAUCAGUCACGGUAUCCUGCUGCGCAAAGUACCUCUCUUGCAGUACCUCUACUAUCUGGAUCAAAUUGGCAUUGCUAUGUCACCACUCAGUAACAAUGCUUUAUUCCUCACGUAUGACAAGAACCCCUGCGCGAGUUUUUUCAAGCGAGGACUUAAUGUGUCCUUGUCUACCGAUGAUCCAUUGCAGUUUGCCUUCACAAAGGAGCCUCUCAUUGAGGAAUACUCAGUUGCAGCACAGAUCUAUAAAUUCAGUGCGGUCGAUAUGUGUGAACUCGCCAAACAUUCGGUUGACCAAAGUGGAUUUGAGCUUUCUCUCAAGGAAAGAUGGCUUGGCUCGGGUUGUUCUUUGCCGGGAGUUGCUGGUAACAAUGUUGCCAAAAGCAAUGUGCCCGAUAUACGCGAAGCGUUCCGAUACGAGACUCUGCUCGCAGAAUUGUCCUUGAUUGAACGAUACUCUGAGAGCAACGGGACUGAAGAGCAGAGGAUUUCGAUUCCAGGUCCACCAGCGGAAGCAAAGGCUUCAAACCACGAUCACCCUACAGUCAACCCUAGACCGCAGUCUGAGUUGCGCUCAAGUUCCAUAGACGCUAUGGAUACUUCACAGAAAGAUCUUCAACCCACAAACCAGAUGGCCACGUCCCCAUCGACUCCAUCCACACACCUCGCCCGGUCGCCUCGUAUUUCCACGGGUGAGUUCUCGUUACCUGGUAGCAGCACUGCGCUUGGGACAGGUGUAGGAGGUGCAGAUGGAUCGCCAGAGCAGAAAAUCUUCCCGGGAAUCGUCCAUGAGAGGGCCCGAAAGGGAAAUAUGCAUCAGUAG